UCGGGGCGGGAGGGGGAGGAGCCACGUGGGGAGGAGCAAAAUCCGGAGGCCCUGGGAACCAUGGGCAGAGUCAGACCGGCGGGAGCCGGGGCCCGGGCGCGCUGCCCUGGGAGCGUGCGUCGUCUGGGCCGAGCACAGCAGCAGCAGUUCCAACCCGCGCCGGCGCGUGCCUUCCGUGCUCACCAGGGGAGAAGGACCAGUGCUGACCCGGCGAGGGUCCCGGACUCCUUUUCUCUCCCAGAGCUUCCGGGCUGCACGCUGUCCCGCCACCCCAGCCGGGCCCGCCCCGACCCGGCACCUGCGUCCCGAUUGCGCCAUGGAUCCUUCGGAGAAAAAGAUUUCAGUGUGGAUCUGCCAGGAGGAGAAGCUAGUAUCUGGCCUCUCCCGCCGCACAACUUGCUCGGACGUGGUGCGGGUACUGUUAGAAGACGGCUGCCAGCGGCGCAGGAGGCAGCGGCGGGGCCGGCGGCGGGGGGCGACCUGUAACUCGCCAGGCCCAGGGGAGCUGCCAGAAGCCCUAGACGAGGACGACGAGGAUGGGGACGAGGUGCUGCCCCAGGGCAUGCUUUGCGGGACCCCACAGUGCUACUGCAUCGUGGAGAAAUGGCGGGGCUUUGAGCGCAUCCUGCCCAACAAGACGCGAAUAUUGCGCCUCUGGGCGGCUUGGGGCGACGAGCAAGAGAAUGUACGCUUCGUGCUGGUGCGCAGCGAGGCGUCGCUGCCCAACGCAGGUCCCCGCAGCGCUGAGGCGCGCGUCGUGCUCAGUCGCGAGCGCCCCUGCUCGGCCCGGGGGGUCCCGGCUAGGCCCAGCCUGGCUCUGACCCAGGAGAAGCAGCGGCGGGUGGUGCGUAAGGCUUUCCGCAAACUGGCCAAGCUCAACCGUAGGCGCCAGCAGCAGCCGUCCUCGCCGUGUUCAUCCACCUCAUCGUCCACCGCCUCGUCGUGCUCGUCGUCGCCGCGGGCCACCGAGAGCGCGUCUGUGGAGCGCAUGGAGACGCUGGUGCAUUUGGUGCUCUCCCAGGACCACACCAUCCGUCAGCAGGUGCAGCGGCUCCGGGAGCUGGACCGUGAGAUUGAUCGCUACGAGGCCAAGGUGCACCUGGAUCGCAUGCGGCGGCACGGAGUCAACUACGUGCAGGACACUUACUUGGUGGGUGCAGGCAUCGAGCUCGACGGGCCCAUCCCGGGAGAAGAGCCGGAGGCGGCGGCGGCAGCGCCCCUGAAUGGCGAGGCGCAGGCGGCCGCGCUGGAGGAGCUGGCCCGGCGAUGCGACGACCUGCUGCGGCUGCAGGAGCAGCGGGCCCAGCAGGAGGAGUUGCUCGAGCGCCUCUCAGCCGAGGUUCAGGAGGAGCUGAACCAGAGGUGGAUGCGGAGGCGCCAGGAGGAGCUCACGGCGCUGGAGGGACCCCCGGAGGCUGAUGGCGGCCCCGACGGCGAGCUGCUGCUGGAGCAGGAGCGGGUCAGGACGCAGCUCAGCACGAGCCUCUACAUUGGGCUCCGGCUCAACACGGACCUGGAGGCCGUCAAGUCGGACUUGGAUUACAGCCAGCAGCAGUGGGACAGCAAGGAGCGCGAGCUUCAGGGCCUUCUCCAGACUUUGCACACAUUGGAGCUGACCAUAGCGCCGGAUGGGACUCCGGGAUCCAGCGCACCGUCGCGGGAGCCCCGGGCUCAGGCCUGCGCCGAGGUGUGGGUGGACCAGGCCCGCGGACUGGCCAAGAGCUGCCCUGGCAACGACGAGGACUCGGACACCGGGCUGAGUUCUAUGCACAGCCAGGACUCGGACUCGGUGCCCGUGUGCGAAUCCCUUGUGUAAGAGGAGCUGGACGGGAGUGGGAGACCAACGCUUCUCCAGUCCUUGCAGAAGGCACUGGCUUGGCCGGCUCAGCGACUUGAAACAAGGCUGGGGAUGGUUUCUCGGAGCUCCUGACCCGCAGCAGCUCUCCAGCUGGACCGGCGGAGGGCUGGGGAUGCCUGCCCGGCAGCGGGGCCCCUCUGGCUCUGGAAUGAGUGUGGAGCAGGGUGCGGGAUGAGGAAGCCGGGUCUCCAACCCAAGCUCUUUUAGGGGAAGGAGGAGGGAAGAGGUGAGAACCCCUUAUAUUGGAAAACAAACGCCCCUGGGAAAUUGACGUGGUCCAAGCCCAUUUUCAAAACAAGAAAAAAGUAUUAUGGAGAUUUCACCAAUCUUCUGCAUGGGAAGGACUGAUGGCAGCUAGAACUCCAGUUUGUGGCAUAAAGUGCUUUUAAAAGAAACACUUGGAUGAAAAGGACAUUCCUUGAAUGUUAAUUGUGACUGUGAACGUGUUAAAACUAGCCAAAGAGGACGCCCUGGUGUUGGUCUCAGCCUUACAUCUAUCUUUGAUAAAGCCCAUAGGCACCAAAAUCCUGGCGGUUUACAUUUCUGCAGAUUUGGGAAUUACCCAUCUGCUAAGCUGCUGGCCUUAUGUUUUCUUUCAAAGGAUGAACUAAAGUCUAACCCUGUAUUUCCUCCUAGCAAAUACAGUGUUAUGUUAAAAUGGGAUCCUUUGUCUAAAAUAGCCUUUCAUUAUUACAAAAGCCAAACAUAACUUUUGAUAUAUAGAAUCCUGGCAGACAUGUCCCUGGUUAAAAUUUCUAGCCCUUUGGGAUUUUCUUCUGCAAAGGUCUGUGUGUUGUCCUGUCAUUCAUAUUGGCACUUUACUCCAUCACUGCUACUUCAGAAAAACAGAAAAGUUGCAGAAUUCAAGUUAAGUACAACUAAAUUUGCUAUUUAAUGAGCACUGUGGUUGAAGCAAAGACUUCAAAGCAAAGAUCUUUGUUAGUGUUCAGCUUUUGAACUAAGCUAUAUGAUUAAAACCAACCAUGACCUUGACAAAUUUUAUCUUGACAGUCUAACUUCAGUAUCUUUGGUCAGAGAUUAAUUAGUUACUUGUCCAAACUUAAACUGAGGUAGUGUGAUUAUCAGGGCUUACUAGAUAAAGCCUGAAAAGAAAGUAUAAAACAAUCUAAUAGUUGACCUCGGGUGAACAAAUUGAUUAACAACAGCACGUAGCCAUAGAUAAAAGCAUAUAAAAGCAAGCUAAAGACUUGACUUGAAUUACUCUUGUUUGGCAUAUGUCUUUGCACACCCCAGGAGAUACAAGUAACAAUACCUCUCUUAAUAGCUGGUGGCAGAGUCCUGGUGGGGACUCAGUGUAAUUAAUUUUUCCAGUUAUUUUAAUGAAAACUUACCAAUUGUAGCUAGUCAUUGCCCCUGUGGAAGGAGCCUGUUGGCCAUGUUCCCUCUGGAGCUCAGUACUUCUGAGGAAUGUGGGAUCUAAUCUGUCCUGGGGAAGUAUUAACAAUGGGGUAUGUGUAAACUGCCAGCCUGGUGCAGAGCUUGGUAUCAACAUAACCAUGGAGGGGCUGGCUCUAGUUAAACACUACAUGUAAAGAUAACUUAAGAGGUCCUGCUUUAUAGAGAAGUUUCUUCUCCUGGAGGGAUUCUGUUUGCUUGUUGCUAAUGGAGACCUGCCCACCUGACCUCCUCCAACCAUUUGAGCUAUCACCUUUUUAGAGACAGUCUUCCCCCCACUCCCCACUGCCAUGCUUUUAUAAUCCAUGUGGAUUUUUUCAUAUUUUCGAGUAAAAUGGGAAUUGAAAGGCUGUUUUCUUAACUGAUAUUUCCAAAAGCUAUUAACUGGCAUAAUUAUAGUUUUUUGUUUCAUCUGAUGCAGAAAACAUCUAAGCAUUUGGUCUUGAGCAUGAUUAAAAUGAGGAAGGAACCAAAAGAAACCCACUGUCCCUAGACAAUCAUUUGAUCCAAUAAACACAAACCUAUUGAUAGUUUUCCUUUUGAGGCAGAGGUAAAAUCCUUGUUACAGUGUGACAAAUGCUGCUGUCUGAAUGGUUUAUGCUGGCAAUGGGCUGACCUGGUGGUUUUAAAAUUGUUGUGCUUUUUCCCCCCAGGGUGGUAGGGGAGGUGGUUCUUGGACGUUUAUUAACUCAAAAGAGAACACAGAAGUUGGCAGAACAGGACUGCCUGGCUGAAAGGGGCUGUUUUUCUUUUCACUAUUAUUAUUUUAAACUUUGACAGGCUGCUGAUGUCAGCAAAUAGGCCUGAAGCCUGUAAAGCAAAUAAACCACUUCACAGGGAGAAGGUGCGUUGGGUUUUCUGGUGCCCUUUUUCCAGAACCUUCCGGCCCUGGCCAUCUGAAGCUGCUUCUCCAGUCAACUCUUCAGGCAGUGAGGAGACUUUGUUUUUAACAAAGGGUGGCCUAGUCUGCCCAUUUUUUCUUUCAUCCAAAUCAGUUAAAUCCCCCAAACCCACACUCAGUGUGGGUAGGAGAAAGAACAGGGGGAAAAAAAGAAAGGAGACAAUAGUUCUUUUUAUUAAGAGCUUUUUCCAAGUCUGACAAAGGUGAAAUAUGGUUAUAAAAAGCACCAAAAUAGUGCCUGUGCCUAGAAAGUGCCUAAUAAAUGCUUUAUAUUUAAAACA
Manis javanica (Malayan pangolin) is the source of this 4456-nucleotide messenger RNA. It is a transcript of the gene RASSF10, whose product is annotated as Ras association domain family member 10. NCBI's taxonomy places the organism in Eukaryota, Metazoa, Chordata, Mammalia, Pholidota, Manidae. The record is from RefSeq and is a predicted model, not a curated record. Gene Ontology annotation, biological process: signal transduction.